CCUAUAUAAACAGCACAUUCUGUUCCUCACUGGUCGGUCCAGUACGUCGUCCAGUACGUCGUCGUCUCGGGUGAAGGUGGAGCAGAGCAGAUCGAUGGCGCUCUCUCGUCGUCGCAUGGCGGCGUCCGUCCUCCUCGUGCUGGUCCUCCUCGUCGCCACAGAGAUGGGGGCGACGAGGGUGAAGAUGGCGGGGGCGCGGGAUUGCGUGUCGCAGAGCCACAAUUUCAAGGGUGCAUGCCUCAGCAGCAGCAACUGCGCCGCCGUCUGCCGCACCGAAAACUUCCCCGGCGGCGAGUGCCACACGCCGCACGUCGAGCGCAAGUGCUUCUGCAAGAGGCCCUGCUAGUCCGUCCCGCCGGCCAGCGCCGAGACGUCCGAUCGACGCGUCCACGUUCGUCGUCACAGUUCUUACCUAGAGCUAGCAUCCGUGCCGUUAACUAGCUAUGUUCUGUUCGUCGGUGUGUUCUGCUUAGUGGAACUCUCAUAAUAAAGUAGAAAACCAAUCGGGGUCUCGGUAGUUUACUUGGCUGUACGUCGUGUUUGUGCCUGAUUUGUGUGUGGUGGUGUUAUAAAUAUGGUGGCGUUAUAUCAGCAUGGUGUGCAAUGCAUCUACCUCUCUACCCCUCUCUCUCUAUAUAUAUGUGUAAGUGUGAUCAUUUUCAAAGAGACUAUUAUUGUGACUACAACAUUUUUAUGUGACGAGACGUUUUUC
Hordeum vulgare subsp. vulgare (domesticated barley) is the source of this 712-nucleotide messenger RNA. RefSeq names its product defensin Tm-AMP-D1.2-like. Lineage: Eukaryota; Viridiplantae; Streptophyta; Magnoliopsida; Poales; Poaceae. The record is from RefSeq and is a predicted model, not a curated record. The transcript has 2 exons. Gene Ontology annotation, biological process: defense response. The coding region runs from base 95 to 346 and encodes 83 amino acids.